Molecule: messenger RNA, 757 nt
Organism: Styela clava
Lineage: Eukaryota; Metazoa; Chordata; Ascidiacea; Stolidobranchia; Styelidae
Product: glutathione peroxidase 3-like
Biological process (GO): response to oxidative stress
Molecular function (GO): glutathione peroxidase activity
Source: RefSeq, a predicted model, not a curated record
AUGCCCGGCAUGAAUGCACUUCUCGAGAGAUACGAGAAAGCCGGUGUAGUUGGUCUUGGAUUUCCAUGUAAUCAAUUCGACCUUCAAGAACCAGGUCGCAAUACGGAAAUCAUGAAUGAAUACAUGUAUGUACGUCCUGGUAAUGGGUGGACUCCUCAUGAUAAUUUCCAUAUUUUCUUCACUAUUGACGUGAAUGGAGAGUCGACACAUAAAGUGUAUGAGCAGAUGAAGGGUGCUUGUUCAGCGUACGAUGAGUCGCUUGGGACGAGAACCAGGUAUAAAUGGGAAGAAUUAAAUGCUCGUGACAUCCAGUGGAACUACGAAAAAUUCUUGGUGGAUACAACUGGAAAGGCUAGGUAUCGGUUUGACAAACUGACAACUUUGGAAGAACUGUAUCCGUACAUAGACCUGCUACUCGCUGAGACUCCCAUUCAGCCAACAAACGAUCCGGACUUCGGUGGAGUUUAAACCAACGAACAAUAUAUCAACUUUAAUUCAUCUUUAAUCGAAUGACAGUCUUUCAUUUUUGACAAAAAUGCGCUGUUAUCUUUCAAAUUUGACACUUUUGAAACCCACUCUUUGAUGACAAGCUUUCAAACGUUAUUCGUCAGGCUUGUUUGAAUGUUGUGGAUUCAAUCACGUGACUUAGUGCAUUCGUCUGUGACUGAUAAACAACGUGGUCUUUCUUGUCUUUUUAUUUUGAAUGAUAUUGGUGUAUUUUUAGUUAAUAUGAUGGCGAAUUAAUGAUCAAACUAAA